AUGAAGGCAUUUCAGACCAUCUACAGGCAGCUUAAAAGUUCAAAGGGAUUUUCUGUAGAACUAUCCCCACAUUUGGGUUUCUCCACUUCCUCUUAUUUAUGUGGCCGAAAGAAAAAAGUGAACCCUUAUGAAGAGGUGAACCAAGAAAAGUACUCUGAUUUAGUACAGUCUGUCUUGUCAUUCAGAGGCCCUGCUCAGACUCCGGAAUCAUUAUUCGAGGAAGAUUCUUUACUCUAUGGACCUGUGAGUAAGUGUAAGGCCCCAAAGCAAGAUGAGGAAGCAAGAGUUCCAGGAAACUGGUUUCCUCUCUUCAAUCCACAGAGAAGCUUAAAGCCAAAUACUACAGGUGGUGCGACAAUUCCUUUGAAAAUCCCUUUGCAAAGGAAUAAGAUACCAAGUGUGACCCGGGUCCUCCAGCAGACCAUGACAUCAGAACAGAUUUUCUAUUUAGAGAGGUGGAAACAGCGGAUGAUUCUGGAACUGGGAGAGGAUGGCUUUGCAGAGUAUACUUCAGACUUAUUUUUACAAGGGAAACAGUUCCAUGAAGCCUUGGAAAGCAUACUUUCACCCCAGGGGAACUUAAAAGAGGGAGAUGAGAACCGUGAGUCUGGCUACAUCAAAAGCAUCCAGCAUAUUCUGAAAGAUGUCAGUAGAGUUCAAGCUCUUGAAAGCGCUGUUCAACAUGAGACCUUAAAGUAUGUAGGUCUGCUGGACUGUGUGGCUGAGUAUCAAGGCAACCUAUGUGUGAUUGAUUGGAAAACAUCGGAAAAACCAAAACCUCUUAUCCGAAAUACAUUUGACAAUCCGCUGCAGGUUGUGGCGUACAUGGGUGCCAUAAACCAUGAUGCCAACUAUAGCUUUCAGGUUCGAUGUGGUUUAAUUGUCGUGGCCUACAAAGAUGGAUCCCCUGCCCACCCACAUUUCAUGGACACAGAGCUGUGUUCCCAAUACUGGGCAAAGUGGCUUCUUCGACUAGAAGAAUAUACAAAAAAGGAAAAGAACCAGAAUAUUCAGAAACCAGAUUAG
Messenger RNA from Pipistrellus nathusii (Nathusius's pipistrelle), 1026 nucleotides. The record is from the annotation of a GenBank genome assembly. Lineage: Eukaryota; Metazoa; Chordata; Mammalia; Chiroptera; Vespertilionidae.